This is a messenger RNA of Fomitiporia mediterranea MF3/22, 1731 nucleotides long. RefSeq lists its product as uncharacterized. The coding region runs from base 261 to 1586 and encodes 441 amino acids. The transcript has 3 exons. The record is from RefSeq and is a predicted model, not a curated record. Lineage: Eukaryota; Fungi; Basidiomycota; Agaricomycetes; Hymenochaetales; Hymenochaetaceae.
GCCACUCGGGAGCCACACGACCAUGUUCAAUCCGUCGUCUACACGCUGCUAAGGUCCUCCACAUCUUUCUUCCUCUCCCUUCACCUCGCCAGCUGGUCUGUGCGGCCUACACUUGCUUUCUCUUUCUCUGCACUUGUCUAGCUAGUCUAUAUUUUCAAUUUGGACUUUCUGCUGCUACAAAUCUUACUUCUCCCUUCUUCGGGUGUAUUAGUACUGUUGCUUUUCACGAACGGAUCAGCUAUAUUCGAUAUACGAACGACAUGCUUCCCUCAAAUCCACGCACUGGUCAGAGCAGGUCCGUCUCAAGACAGCCGACCAUGACUCAACAGAGGUCGGUCAGUCGCCCUAGGGAGCGAUACUCGGUUGAAGACGAUAGAGGUGGGAGGGGGCGCAAUCAGGACAGGAGUACUAGCUACCAGCGACAAGUACGCCCGCAACGGUCAGUGGGAAUUAUGCAGUAUCCUCGAAAUAAGGAACCAGCCCUUCCACCACCUCCGAGUCCGAGGGAGCGAUACUCGGCUCAAGAUGACAGAGGUGGAAGGGGACGUCAAGUACGCCCACAACGCCCGAUGGGAGUCAUGCAGUAUCCUCGAAAUAAGGAACCGGCUCUUCCUCCACCUCCAAGUCCGACACAAAGGUCGAGAGUCAGGUCUCCUGCUACUAGGCCAGCACCAUCUGCAUAUCCUCGUCCUCCACCAUCAAGAGAGUCAGAUUCCUCCUCUUCGUCUCUGUCAUCUUCUGGAUCAUCAACAUUUCUUGAUCGCAUGCGUCACCGCGGUGGAGCAGGUUCGUCGUCACAGUCAAGCUUUGAACUUGAUCCGGAAGGUGCCAAAGAAACGAGGGGAAGCGAUGAUUAUCGAAAACCAGGUUUAUUUUGGGAAGGAACAGCGACCUCUUCAAGAGCGGAGGAAGAGUCAUCUGCGAAUGACUUGGUCUCAUACGGGUAUUCGAUUUGGAAUCGCGUUGCUACCGCUGCUAGUGCCUGGGCUUGGAACGGGAGCAGUAACGAUGCCGUGAAAGGCGUUGCACCGUCAUCAGGAGAUUCGGAGAUUACGCGUGCCUUGAAAAAUUAUUACAUCAGUAAAGCACGAGACAGAUCAGACUUGCCCGACUGGUUGUUUGAUGAACGGGAACGAGGAGUAGGCAUGGAGGAAGUUGCUCCUCGGUCUAUGUGUUACGAUGAGCAACAUGCGACAGGUGCCGCAGAACCUAUUGCUCGCGCUCGUGGCAGAGGAUUCCGGGAUAUCUACGACAGCGUUGCCUCAGAUACUCCAGAGCCUCGUGUGCAUGAAAGAAAUGAUAAUUACAGAGCGCCAGUGCCCGGCUCCGGUAAUACGACUCCAUCCCGAGCAAACGACCGGUUAAAAGCGCUAAGAGAUGCGAAACGACAGGCUGCGACUGCAAGCCGCGUGGCGGAGUCAGUGGGGGGCAGAGGCGCUAUCGAGAGGAGAAGUGUUGAUGUUUAUGAUACGCGGUACGAAGAUAGUUGGUCGUCAGGACGGGGAGCACGGGAUGUUAUGGGAGCGGACCCAGGAAAGCGGAUGCCUGUUCGGGUCGGACUGCCAACAAAUCCGAGAAGGCGAUGAUUGCAGACCUCAUGUUUUCUUUUUUCUUCAGUUUCUCAUCGAAUGCCAUUUUCUUGAUUUGUGUGGAUGUAUGAUGCACUUUGACUUCGUAUGUUGGGGCGGAUGCUGCAAGGCUACAUUGUACUUUUGCCAGUUUCCUAUUGAG